This is a messenger RNA of Malania oleifera, 1414 nucleotides long. RefSeq names its product non-symbiotic hemoglobin 1. The transcript has 6 exons. Gene Ontology annotation, molecular function: oxygen binding; heme binding. Bases 412 to 1128 code for a protein of 238 amino acids. Lineage: Eukaryota; Viridiplantae; Streptophyta; Magnoliopsida; Santalales; Ximeniaceae. The record is from RefSeq and is a predicted model, not a curated record.
AUGUUUUCCUUUUUUGGAUGUUUUAGUCUCCUCACUGAAUGGCUUGAAAGUCCUAUUAAACUGAACCUUUAACUGGUUGCCGAACGAACGGGCUCACCAACCCCCACAGAAACUUUUAGGGGGUAGAAAAAUCUGUGGGCGGCCUAUUUGUCAUCGUUUUGAACUAGUCGUGCCAUUACAUGAUGUUGAAUAAUGAACCCUCUAUACCCAAAAUAUAAUAUGGUGUUGGCUCUUCUUAGCCUUCAAAGGGUAAUCUAAUUUCCGCACAGUGCACAUGAACAUCAAAUUGCAGUGGCUCCACCUUGCCUUGAAAGGUUAAUCCAAUCUCCUUUUAUAGUGCCUUCCUAUUGAUAAAUCAAUGUCUCCAAGCUAGCUGUUACUAUCAAGCCUCUUGUUCCGCAGCCAUAAGCCAUGACUCUAUUGAAGUUCAACCUUUCUGCAUCAAAUGCCGGUCCUGUGAUCCAAUCUAAUGCAACUAGAAAAAGUGAUGCUGCAGAUUUCUCCAGAAUUUGUGCAUUACAUAACCCUAGAUCAAAAUUCUCGCAUCCACAAUCUGUAGAACUUUCGUGGGCCAGGAGAGAUGGAUCUGGGUGUGGACUAGUUUGCAGAAAUCCGAGACCCACCACAGACAAAGGAGUGAAGCGGAAUGGAAAAUUGAAAGUGAGAGCUUUCACAGAAGAGCAGGAAGCUCUAGUUGUCAAACCAUGGAGUUCAAUGAAGAAAAAUGCUGCAGAUUUAGGUCUUAAAUUAUUCCUAAGGGCCUUUGAGAUCGCGCCAUCCGCACAGAAAUUGUUCUCAUUUUUGAGAGAUUCAGAUGUUCCCCUGCAACAGAACCCUAAGCUCAAAUCCCAUGCUAUGUCUGUCUUUGUCAUGACCUGUGAAUCAGCUGUGCAGCUUCGUAAGGCCGGAAAAGUAACAGUGAGAGAGUCAAGUCUGAAAGAUUUGGGUGCUACUCAUUUUAAGUAUGGUGUUGUUGAUGAACAUUUUGAGGUCAUAAAAUAUGCAUUGUUGGAAACUAUCAAGGAAGCAGUUCCAGAAAUGUGGUCACCUGAGAUGAAGGAUGCAUGGGGAACAGCUUAUGAUCAGUUGGCUGCUGCUAUCAAGAGUGAAAUGAAGCCUGCUUCCUAAAUAUUUUGGCAAUAACACAAAUAUCUUCUCAUAGACAAUAAGUCUCAAAGAGUCGUGAUAUCAGAUAAGAAGAAAUUUUGAAUAAUUUUGUUCUUAGUUUCAUCUGAACUUUUCACAGCUUACUUGGUUUGUAAUCGCUGAUUGCCUUUGUUCAUCUCUUGUUUGGCCGUAAUUUUCUGGUCGGUUAUUUUAAUGUAUCCAAGAGCCAUCCCUCAGCUCGUGUUGUACUGCUUGGAGCUGCUUGUUGGCAGGCUCCACUUUUAUAGUUUAACUUCACCUUCUGCUA